UUGGAACAUUGAUGUCUGUUCUCUGUGGUGGUAGUAAAUCAAGCAAUUCUAUGUACCAUGAGACAGUCCUUAACGUGCUGAAAAACUUUGUCGCAGACAUCACUCUUCUAAAUUAUCAUUAUCUCGAAAAAUGCUCGAAAUACAGGUGUUACGGUAUGUCCCGCUGACCCCUUCCAACUCCACGGUCGACCACCUGUCGGUGAAGGACAAUUUUGAUGUAGUGAGGACCAUUUGAAAUGGAAGGAUAGGAAAAGGGAAGAAGGACCGUUUGAAAUGGAAGGAUAGAAAAAAAGGAAAAAAGGAUCGUUUGAAAUGGUAGGAUAGAAAAAGAUAGACGUCAUGCACAGAUGAGAGGAAGAUAUAAGAAAAAAUAUAGAUGAAAUUUGUUAGUUAGUAGUUGAAAAUAUAGACCAUUGAAUUCGUGAACAUCACAAGCAAAAAUUUAAAUCCCGUAAGUAGAACCUACGUCGGAGAGGAAUUCUUUUAAUCCUUACCCUGAAUUAUAUUCCUUAACAGGUGAUAGUAGCACAAGAAUACUGUCGGUCAGAACGGACGGUGUCGGAUUGUUCAAGUUAAGCUUUAAACGGAAUAGUAUUCCACCUGCACAAUUGUUGGGAAGAAGAAGGAUUACGUAUUGAACCGAUCUUUUAGCUGAUUCAUGCUGAAAAGCCGUUUAUUCAAUCCACCCAACAAUCUAAAAGAUCGUCCAAGAUAACCACGAAGCAAUGCCGAAUUGUACAGGAAGUGCCCCCACCGUGGAAACACACUGUAACCAGUGUAAUGAACCUGACACGGAUCGGAUGGUAAGCUGUUGUCACUGCGAUUCGUGGUGGCAUUUUACCUGUGUGGGUGUGAACGACAGCAUUGAUGCGACAGACCGACCGUUUACAUGCCCAAACUGUCAGAGACCGUCGGCACAGAUUCCGGUGAUUGAUGCACCCGGAAGCAAGGCUAACAGCAAAGCAGGAACGAGCACUUCAACCUGUAGUGCUGGAGCAAUAAGGGCUCGCCUACAGCUCGAGAGACUUGAGGCCCAGAAGGCUUUGGCGAUGAAGCGUAUAGAGUUGGAGCGCCGGGAGCACGAGCGGAAGAUGGAGCAAGAGAAGCAGAAAAAGGAAGCAGAGUUUGAGCGGAGGCAAUUGCAGCUAGAGCAGGCGGUAAUGAACGAGUCAUUCCGUUUGAGAGAGGUGAUUGACCUAGGUGGGGAAGGCGAUGAAGACAACCGGAGUGUCGCCUCAGUGCAGAGUUCCUUCAGCAAGGUACAGCAGUGGAAGGCCGCCCAUUCGACGUUGGUUGUCCCGACGGAGAAGGCUCCAGCUAUUGGUACGAGUAACGCGACGACCGCAACUGGAAUACAAGCUAGGCAGGACGGCAUGCAGCAACCAACUAGCAUUAACGAGGGUAUUCUAGAAGCAGCGUUGGCAGGUAUUUCGUUAGGGCAGUCAGGGUUUGAGCCAACGUUAGGGGGUAUUAUCGGUCGAGCCGAAAGCACAACAGCGCCAAUAGUUGGUAGAGGUCAGGCUAACAUUUUCUCGGUUACCUCCGCGCUCGCCAGGCCUAGCAAAGGCAUCGCAAAUGUAAUCCCCAAGCAGCAUGCUUUCCAAAACUAUCCCUUUCCUCUCACCCAGCCUCCUCCAGCAGGCAAUUCGUUUAUCAUUCCGCGAGUUGGUAAUCCGAAUUUUGCAAUCGCCGCGCAAUCGACCGCAGUGAAUAGAGAUAGUGCAGGCCCGAUUAGAGGUCCAGUGACAGUGGAAGAAUUACUGGGAGGAGAGUAUUCCCAGUCGUACGCCGGCCAACCGUUACCGUCUGUGAUCCCCACUGAGCAAAGGUUUUCGAGAAGGCAGACGGUGCCACCAGGAAUCCAAUUGGGACCGCAGGAGCAACCACGGUUUGCGGAGUUCCAGGCUGGUGCGCAGCAACCUCCGUUGCAUGACGAGCAGGCGUAUUGGGGACCGACACCGCGACAAUUGGCGGCAAGACACGUGAUGAACAAGGAGUUGCCAAUCUUUUCUGGUAAUCCGGAGGACUGGCCGCUAUUCAUUAGCUCGUACGUUAACUCUACUCAGACGUGCGGGUUUUCGAACGAGGAAAAUUUGGCGAGGUUGCAACGGUGUUUGAAGGGGCACGCACUUGAAUCGGUGCGAAGUCGACUGUUGCUACCGGCGAGCGUCCCAAAUGUUUUAGCUACGCUGGAGACACUUUAUGGUAGACCGGAAUUGUUGAUCCAUGCGUUGUUGCAGAGGAUCCGAGGGGUACCUGCGCCAAAACAGGAAAGACUAGAUACGCUAAUCGGUUUCGGUAUGGCGGUGCAGAAUUUUUGUGAUCAUCUGGAAGCCGGGAGGCAUGAAGCGCAUCUCAACAAUCCGAUGCUACUGUUCGAGUUGGUAGAGAAGCUUCCAGCACAUAUGAAACUUGACUGGUCGCUAUACAAGCAGCGCUGCGGGGAAGUGAACCUGCGUUCUUUCUCGCAGUAUAUGCAGACGCUCGUGCGAGCGGCAUCCGACGUGACCGUGAACUACGAUCCUAGGCCGCAACCUGUACAGCAGCAGCGAAUAGUGAAGGAGAAGAACGGAAAGGACAAAAACUUCUGCGGAACUCACUCAAUGGAGGAUUCUUCUUUGAUGGCGACGAACAAAGAAGCAUCUGGCGUUACGAUGCGCCCAUCAAGCCCAGCGUGUUUCAUUUGCAAAAACCCGGGGCAUCGGGUAAAAGACUGCUCAGAGUUCGACAAGAAAACGGUCGAUGAACGCUGGGAGACAAUACAGAAACUCGGCUUGUGUCGGCUCUGUCUUGGAGCACACGGAAGGCGCCCCUGCAAGAAUCGCAAGCAAUGCGAUAUCGACGGGUGUCAACGGCGUCACCACCCUUUGCUGCACUCCAAACGGGACACAAAUGAAGCCCAGCAGGCCAGGGAAAACGGAAAGACGCCAGGAAAUGGCUGUAAGAAGUUUGGGAACGACGGAAAUUCGGCGAAGAAUGGGUCCAGGCAAGAAUCGAAUGAAGCUAAGCCAAGUAGUUCCAAAGCUGUCACCAACCAUCAUUCCGCUGGGAAGACUACGCUUUUUCGUAUUAUUCCAGUGACUUUGUAUGGGAACAAUCGAUCUGUGUCCGUGUAUGCUUUCUUGGACGACGGCUCGGAGAGAACGCUGAUUGACGAAGAGUUGGUAAAGGACCUUGGGGUUGUAGGAGAUCCGCAACCAUUGUGCUUGCAGUGGACGGCGAACGUGAAGAGGUCAGAAGCUAAUUCUCAACGGGUCGCAUUGGAAAUAGCAGGACGGUCAGGGGCAUCCAAACAUUCUUUGUCGGACGUGCGCACCGUAAGCAAGCUGGACUUACCACGACAAUCCUUGCGGUAUGCGGAACUCGCAGAAACCUUUCCGUACCUAAAGGGCCUACCGAUCGAUGAUUACGAUCAAGCGGUACCGCGCAUCCUCAUCGGAAACGACAACGCUCACGUUACAUCGACACUCAAGCUACGAGAUGGCCGACCGGGAGAGCCGAUAGCAGCAAAAUCACGUUUGGGAUGGACGGUUUACGGAUCCAACCAGGACAAGUCAGGGGAUAUCGUUCAUAGUUUCCACAUAUGCGAGUGCCAGGAGGCCGAGCAGACCCUACAUGAGCUCGUGGAGAAGUUUUUCUCAGUCGAGAGUCUGGGAAUAAUGGAAGUCGCCCAUCCUGAGUCCGCGGAAACUCAACGAGCAAAUCGGAUCCUGAUGGAAACUACUAAGCGGGUCGGACAGCGAUUCGAAACUGGGCUUCUCUGGAAGUACGAUAGCUUCGAGUUCCCGGACAGCUACCAGAUGGCGGUUCGACGACUGCAGUAUUUGGAAAGGCGUAUGCAGAGGGAUUUACUCAUCGGCGAAAGUGUGAGGAGACAGCUUUCUGAGUAUCAAGCGAAAGGGUACAUACACAAAGCGACCCGGAAGGAGCUCGAUGAUUCAGAUCCACGGCGUACGUGGUACUUACCUUUAGGAGUGGUCAUCAAUCCCAAGAAGCCGUCCAAGGUUCGUAUCUUCUGCGAUGCAGCGGCCAAAGUGGAUGGAGUCGCACUCAACACGAUGCUGUUGAAAGGGCCGGAUCUGCUAAAUACGUUGCUCAAUGUUCUAUACGGAUUCCGGGAGAAACGGGUCGCUCUGUGCGCAGAUCUGAAGGAGAUGUUUCACCAGAUUCGGAUUCGACGAGAAGAUCGACAUGCGCAACGACUGCUUUGGCGAGAUGAUCCUACACAAGCCCCCGAUGUGUAUUUGAUGGACGUCGCAACGUUUGGUGCAACGUGUUCACCGUGUUCGGCACAAUUCGUGAAGAAUUUGAACGCUAAGGAGCAUUCAAGACAGUAUCCAGUUGCAGCCGACGCAAUUAUCCGGAAGCACUACGUGGAUGACUACUUGGACAGCGCUGACGACGUUGACGUUGCUUUGGCGAUGAAGCGUAUAGAGUUGGAGCGCCGGGAGAGCCGAUAG
Topomyia yanbarensis is the source of this 4460-nucleotide messenger RNA. RefSeq lists its product as uncharacterized. The transcript has 3 exons. Gene Ontology annotation, molecular function: nucleic acid binding; zinc ion binding. The record is from RefSeq and is a predicted model, not a curated record. NCBI's taxonomy places the organism in Eukaryota, Metazoa, Arthropoda, Insecta, Diptera, Culicidae. The coding region runs from base 726 to 4460 and encodes 1244 amino acids.